AGGGUCAGCCAUUUUAAUUUAUCCAUGUAACCCAUAUUAUAAAUAGCGUUCUCUCCAUAAGGGUAAAAGUUUGGAAUAGGGUUAAACUGGUUCCGAAUGGUUAAGGUAAGGGUUAAUUUCUUGGUUGUGUGAUGACGUGUCAUGACUUCGAACCCCGUUCAAAGAUGCCCGGCCAUUCUGAGGGUGAACCAAAAGCUUGAUGAUGUAAAAUUAUCAAUCUUUAACUACGAGAGACAGAAAGACAAAUGCAUUUCAAAAGACAUGUUACUGGUCUAAUAUUUUGUUUCUUUUAUGUAGUAUCGUAUUUCACGAAUAAGGUGAGUUUUCGCUGGCUUUCCCACAGAUACAGGCUCGUCAGGCAAACAGACCUACCAACAUCAAUGCUCUCAACAACGGUUGCUUGACUUAUCAGUGAUAAAUUAUUGAUUUUAGCUGGUUGGCAUGCAAGUAUGUCGCUGUAUCAAAGAUAAAGAAAGCAACUAUGUGUUGCUGUAUUCUAACAUUGUAACAAGACCUCAGCCUCUUCCGGGUUUUAAACCGCCGUUCAGCGCUGUACAGUUGAGAUGGCAGACUUUUAUUGGGGGCCUGCUGCUUCUGCUCUCUGGGAAGCUUGGAUUGGUGGAUAUAAGUGGCUUUCCCAGGUCAGCAGCACUUUCCUGGCUUCCGGGAUCCCUCCUGUUUGUUGGGAAUAUUUAUGCAGGGUCCAGAGCUCUUUCACGCUUGCCUAUCCCUUUCUUCUUCACUCUUCACAAUGCUUCUGAAGUGGUGAAUUGCCUGAUCCUGAAGUUAACCCAGAUGGAGCAAAUUCCAUGGAUGAAGCUAUUAAGUGUGAGUCUGCUGUUGAUGUCGGCCAUCAACCUCCCCCUCUAUGACCCUCAGUUUGACCCUGGUGGUUACAUGUGGGCCCUGGCACAUCUCUUCUGUGUUGGUGCCUAUAGAGUGUUCCAUACACACUUCAAGUCCAGUCAUUUGAGUGACCUUGAACAACAAUACAUCAACUAUUUGUUCAGUGUGUUGCUGUUGGCCUUUGCUGCACACCCUACUGUGACGACAACCUCAUACCCAGGAAGACUUGACGCUACAGGCUUGGCACACCUGUAUUUGAGGAGUUUCUCUCAUUCUUCUCUGCAGAUCCUCUCAAGCUGCCAGGUUGAAUGGGGAGCGUUGCUGCACAGCUAUUUUCAGGUCUCUCUAGAGAUGUUCGAAUAGGUUCAUGUCCGAGCUCAGGCUGGGCCAAUCAAGGACAUUCAGAGAUAUGUCCCAAAGCCAAUCCUGCAUUGUCUUGGAUGUCUGCUUAGGGUCAUUGUCGUGUUGAAAGGUGAACCAUUGCCCCAGUCUGAGGUCCUGAGCAGGUUUUCAUCAAGGAUCUCUCUGUACUUUGCGCCGUUCAUCUUUCCCUCGAUCCUGAAGUCUCCCAGUCCCUGCCUCUGAAAAACAUCCCCACAGCAUGAUUCUGCCACUACCAUGCUUCACCGUAGGGAUGGUGCCAGGUUUCCCCCAGACGUGACACUUGACAUUCAGGCCAAAGAGUUCAAUCGUGGUUUCAUCAAGCCACAGAAUCGUGUUUCUCAUGGUCUGCGAGUCCUUUAGGUGCCUUUUGGCAAACUCCAAACGGGCAGUCAAGUGCAGUUUACUGAGGAGUGGGUUAUGUUUGGCCACUCUACCAUAAAGGCCUGAUUGGUGGAGUGCUACAGACAUGGUUGUCCUUCUGGAAGGUUCUCCCAUUUCCACCUCCCUGACCAAGGCACUUCUCCCCGAUUGAUCAAUUUGGCUGGGCGGCCAGCUCUUGGAACAGUCUUUGUGGUUCUAAACUUCUUCCAAUUAACAAUAAUGGAGGUUACCGUUCUUGGGGACCUUCAAUGCUGCAGAAAUGUUUUGGUACCCUUCCCCAGAUCUGUGCUUCGACACAAUCCUGUCUCGGAGGCCUACGGACAAUUCCUUCGACCUCGUGGUUUGGUUUUUGCUCUGACAUGGACUGUCAACUGUGGGACCUUAUAUAGACAGGUGUGCACCUUUCCAAAUCAUGUCCAUGUUUAUUUACCACAGGUGGACUCCAAUAAAGUUGUUGAAACAUCAAGGAUGAUCAAUGGAAACAGGAUGCACCUGAGCUUAAUUUCGAUUUUCAUAGCAAAGGGUUUGAAUAUUUAUGUAAAUAAGAUCUUUUUUUGUUUGUGCAAAAAUGUCAACCUGUUUUUGCUUUGUCAUUUUGGGGUAUUGUGUGUAGAUUAAUGAGUAAAAAAUAAAUGUAAUCAAUUUUAGAAUAAGUCUGUUACGUAACAAAAUGUGGAAAAAGGGAAGGGGUCUAAAUAAUUUCCGAAUUGACUGUAUAUGAACAGCUGUUUGCUAUUUCAAUGCCUUCUUCUUGGUCUUUUGCAAUUAUGUAACUGUGUAUUGGGACAGUUAUCCCAAUGUUACACCGAUUUAAAUCUUGGUCAAGUGCUGAUUUUACAUCUCUCAAAUCCCCCCUCCUUCCUGUUUGGUGAGAACUUAAUCUGUUUUGAUGGCUGGGCUUAUCUUUGU
Molecule: messenger RNA, 2520 nt
Organism: Oncorhynchus masou masou (cherry salmon)
Lineage: Eukaryota; Metazoa; Chordata; Actinopteri; Salmoniformes; Salmonidae
Gene: slc35d4
Product: UDP-N-acetylglucosamine transporter TMEM241 homolog
Exons: 10
Coding region: 442-1209 (255 amino acids)
Cellular component (GO): Golgi apparatus
Molecular function (GO): antiporter activity; GDP-fucose transmembrane transporter activity
Source: RefSeq, a predicted model, not a curated record